Messenger RNA from Coffea arabica (coffee), 2522 nucleotides. RefSeq lists its product as uncharacterized. Gene Ontology annotation, cellular component: nucleus; site of double-strand break. Gene Ontology annotation, biological process: double-strand break repair. The record is from RefSeq and is a predicted model, not a curated record. NCBI's taxonomy places the organism in Eukaryota, Viridiplantae, Streptophyta, Magnoliopsida, Gentianales, Rubiaceae.
UUCCCGCCAAUUAUUAUUCUUCAGUCUAUUUUCGCGAUUGUCAGAUCUUUCUUAAAGUUCCAAAUUUCAGCUCCGAGAGCAAGUUUCUUUUUCGAUUUUUUGAAAUUAUACAUUGCAAAAAAAAAAAAAAAUUUUUAAAUUUUUGGGGUUUUGUUUUGAACUCUGUCCAAUGAAAUGAUACAGCAAUGGCGGAUUUGAAGAAGACAUGGAGCGUGACGUACACGAAGCACGUCAAGCAGAAGCGCAAAGUCUACCAAGACGGCUUUCUACGCUUUCACUCUUCAAAAAAUAAGGUCAUUCUGUAUGAUGACUGCGAGAAUGUCUUGGACAGCAGAUUUGUAAAGAAGGAUGACACCAUUGCAUCCGGUGAAGUGUUGGCAUUUGAUUUUUAUCUUGUCAAUAUUGGAGAUCGGCAACAAGACCACGAUCCUGUAUCGAAGUCUAAUAUUUUACCAACAGCCUCAAAGAUUAACAGGACAUGUGAAUCAUUUCAGAGCCCUAAAUUUGUCAAAGUGAGCUUUUGAUACAUGAUUUUGAACAUCAAAGAAAGGAAACCUUUGGGGCCAAAAAGAGCAAGAUUAAUCAAUCUGAGUCCAUCACAGAAGGUGAUACGAGAGUUCAAGAAGAGUGAAAUGACCAAGUAUGGCUCUUCAUUAGGUUGCCCUGAAACAGCAUAGGUUAGCUUUAUCGAUUUACUUGUAGAGAAAUGAAUCCUGAAACAACGGUAAAUAGGUGCCAUUAUCAGUGGCACAAUUUUCUCACCACAAGCUUUUUAGAAAAUUAUUUUGGUUUUUUCACCCCUUUUUCCCAGUUUCCUACAGUCUUAGUAUUUCAUGCAUUUUGUUCUGCUAUUCCAUUCAAUAAAUGUAAAAGUUCUAAUUCAGAAUGGCAGGUCUUAUACACUACCCAAGUAACUCAAAAGGCUAAGAAGUAUCAUGAUGGGUUUUUACAGCUUCUCACAUGUGGAUCAUCAUGUAAACAGGUAUUGUUGUAUGAUGAAACCAGGAGACUCUUGGAAAGCAGGUUUCUGAAAAAGGAUGAGAUAAUCAGAUCUGGUGAAUCAAUAGCAUUUGAUGGACACUUAGUGGACAUUGGAGAAUGUGAAGAAGAUCAUAAACCUCCUAUCGACUCCAAUAUUAGAAAAACCAAUUGCAAUAUGGAUGGUCAAAAGAAAGCAGCAUGUGGCCCAUUACAUUCCCUCAACCAACUUCCUACUGGAGAAAAUGAAGCUCUUGCCAGGAAGCAAAUGACUUCAAAUUUUAAAGGCUCCAUUGAUGAGAGUAACAUAUUUGCUGAGGAAGUCAGCAAAAAUCCAAUACGUGCUGCACAUGAGAUCUUAUCAAUUCUCAGAAAAGCCAAGAGUGAAAAGGAUGUUGCAACGAUGAAGAGUUUGUCCAUAGAGGGUUUCCAUGCUUCAGAGUCAACCAGUUUCUUUCAGUCUGAUAGUAGUUGUCAGAGAAAGGAACAACUGCAAGAUGUCUGUAAUGAAGGAAGCACAACUAUUCACCUGGAUGAAGAAAAUUCACCAAUGCAGAAAGAUGACAGUGAGAUUUCAAAAGAUGAAGCUACUAAUGAAAUUCAUUUGGUUGAAAUUUCAAAAUCAGCUGAAAAAGGAUCUGAAAAUAGCCCUAGCUUCUUUUUAGGAUCUGAAACUACAAACCUCGUCAACCACAUGGUUGAUACUGAUCAUACUGAGAGUAGUAGGAGAUAUCUGGACACUCCAGUUCUGGAGCCCGAAGAUUUGGCUACUGUAAAGCUGGAGUUAAAGACACCAAUUACAUCAGUCUUGCAAGACACAUCAAUGGGAGAUCUGAAAAGCAGGAAUUGCACUCAACAGGUUUUCUGCAAAGAGAACUCCACUGGAGGUACAGCUGCAGCAGCAUCUGGGUCUGACACCAGUCAAGUCAUUGCCGAACCGAAGCACGAAAAGCUUCCCCAGCCUUGCGUAGAUAGCAAGGAAAUUGAUACUAGAUGGCAGAAUGGAGUCCAUUUUAUUGAUUUGGCAACUUCAAGUAAUUCCACCCCUCGUGAGGUCGCAGAUGAUCAAAAUAUUUCUGAGCAGGAUAUAAGCUCAAAGAGAACAGAUGAAUUCCCCAGUUUUGAACUCGGAUUUUGAUUGGGGAUCAAGGUCAUGCCUUUCUACAGUUCCACUACAUCUUCUGAAUACAUUCAUGUUGUUGAGCGUCGAAUGAAGCAUAGUGCUCAGCUCGUUGUCAUAGCUGAAGGUGUCCAUAUGAACUUCACAAGACAAUCCGUUCGGUGGAGUAAAGAUCACACAGCCUGAAGCUUCCGUUGGAUGCUGAUUUGGGAGUAAAAGUUUUCUCCCUUUUUAGCUGCCAUCAUCAUUUCUGUUAAAUGGAAGUCACACAAACACUCGACCACCAAAGUUCUCUAUUAAACUAAACAGCGUUGUACCUUUGUAUACGCGAAUUAAUGUGCGUCGUUCUCAGCUUGUCAUCGGGAAACAAUCUUCUCGAUUAUUUCCACGACCCAACUCGGUUGACAAAAAUAUUACUCCGUCA